CUCGUAAACUUAAACUUGAGAGACAAAAACUCUGUUUUUUUAUUAAUAAUUAUUAUUUGUUAAAGAAAAAAUAACUAUAAAAACAUUUGGCGUACAAGCAUUCAUUUCAGUCUUAUGAGUUUGAUCGGCAUGAAGAAUUGUUAAGCUUUAGUCUUAAGAUUGUAACGUGAAACGUUAGAAUUUAAACGCUCGUGUUAAAAUAUAUUUUUCAUAAAAAAUCGAUUUACAAACAAACGAGUGCAACCUGAAAAAAUAAAAAAAUUAAUCAAAUAAAAUAUAUAAAAAAACAAGAUUUUUAUAAUUGCGAUUAUAAAAAUUACUUGUAAUUAAUAUUAAAAAAAAAAAAAACAAUUAUAAAAUAAAAUUAAAAAAAAAACAUCUUUAAUUAUGACUCUAAAUACUCAGGGUCAAUCGAAGGAUACAACAAAUACAAAUACAUUUGUCAAUACGGCAUUUGUAAACGAUGAAAUCGGUUCGGAGACAGUGUUUCGCCGUAAAAGUGGCAACUCUCAUGGUUUACAAUUAGAGGGCAAUGCCACACAAGUAACCAACAACAAUAAUGUUGUUACCACAACCUCACCCUCCAUAGAUUUCGAUGAUCUUUUACCACUGAUUGGAGAAUUUGGAAAAUAUCAAAAAAUCUUGUUCCUAUGCAUGAUUCCUUUUACUUUCUUUGUUGCAUUUGUUUACUUUUCGCAAAUAUUUUUAACUCUUGUGCCGGAUCAACAUUGGUGUACGGUGCCAGAAUUAAAUGGAUUAUCAAUAGAAGAAAGACUGGCUCUUUCCAUACCUCGCAUGGCGAGCGGUGACUAUGACAAUUGUCUAAUGUAUAAUGUCAAUUAUACUGAAAUGUUGGCAAAAGGAAUGCGUGUUGCGGAUCCGUCUUGGCCAACAGUGCCUUGUCUUCAUGGCUGGUCAUACAACUUUACCGAGAUUCCCUAUUCAACAGUGGCCACGGAGGAAAAUUGGGUCUGCGACAAUGCUGCUCUUCCCACAUAUGCUCAAUCAAUAUUCUUUUUGGGUGCCAUUGUUGGCGGUCUGCUAUUCGGUUGGAUUGCAGAUAAAUUUGGUCGAAUUCCAUCGUUAAUUGGCUGUAAUUUAGUGGGCUUUGCGGCGGGUGUGACCACAGCAUUUGUAUCAAACUUUUGGCAAUUUGCCUUAAUGCGAUUCUUUGUGGGUUUUGCAUUCGAUAAUUGUUUUACAAUGAUGUAUAUAUUAGUACUGGAAUAUGUCGGUCCACGUUAUCGUACCUUUGUAGCAAAUAUGUCUAUUGCUAUAUUUUUUACAUUGGCUGCAUGCAUGUUACCCUGGAUGGCAUAUUAUAUAGCUAAUUGGAAACUAUUGGCUUUGGUCACCUCAUUGCCUUUAUUGUUGGCAGUAUUGACGCCCUUAGUAGUACCCGAAUCGGCACGAUGGUUGGUAUCACAAGGAAGAAUCGAUAAGGCAGUAUCGAUUUUGAAAAAAUUGGAAAAAAUUAAUGGAAAACACAUAACACCUGAAAUUUAUCAGAAUUUCACCGACAGUUGCAACAGGUUGAGGCAAGAUGAAAACAAAAAUAACUCCUACUCAAUAUUGGAUCUAUUUAAGACUCCACGUUUGAGAAGAACCACAAUUUUAUUGAUUAUUAUCUGGAUGGCUAUUUCGUUAGUCUUUGACGGCCAUGUUCGUAAUGUUGGGUCUUUGGGUUUGGAUAUAUUCUUUACAUUUACUGUGGCCUGUUUUACUGAAUUCCCUGCAGAUACCUUACUGACUGUAACACUAGAUAGAUUCGGUCGAAGAUGGCUGGCUUGUGGUAGCAUGGUGUUAAGUGGAGUCUUUAGCCUUUUGGCUACUGUAGCACCUGUAGGUGUAUACUCGGCUAGUUUAGCUAUUAUGGGUAGAUUUUUUGUAAAUAUUUCAUAUAAUAUAGGCUUGCAAUACGCGGCCGAAAUUUUGCCUACCGUUGUAAGGGCUCAAGGUGUAGCAUUCAUUCACAUCAUGGGUUAUGUAGCCUCCAUUAUUGCACCAUUUGUUGUGUAUUUAAGCUAUAUUUCGGCCAUGUUGCCACUAAUAAUUUUAGGUAUUUUGGGCAUUGCAGGAGGCCUAAUGUCUCUGUUAUUGCCAGAAACAUUAGAUCAUGAUUUGCCACAAACACUAACCGAUGGCGAAGAAUUCGGAAGAGGGCAAAGUAUAUGGGAUUUCCCAUGUAUGGCGAAAAAGAUUGAUGAAGCUAAUGAUUUAGAGAUAAGAAGUUCACACUUUGUAAGAUCAACGCAAAGUGGAGCUUCGCUGAGAGCCUCUACAACUGCCGAAUUACGUUCAAGUAUUUUGCAACGAUCUGUAAGAUCGCGAUAUUGUUCUAAAUUAUAAGAUACUGUUAGAUCGUACACGUUUUCUUCUAUUUAAUUUUAAAUCAUUAAUAUCAAGGUUAUUCUAGUAGCACUGAUUGAAUGUUACUAUUAGAAUUAUUUACAAAAAAUAUUCAUCAUUUUCCUAUAAAUAUCAUAACACACCUGCAAAUCAUUUUACAGUUACUAUCAACUGUCACUACACCAUUUCCCUUUAUUUUAAAUUAUGUUAAAAUGAAAAUAUUUUGCACAAAUUAAAAGUUUUUUCGUAACAAGUUCUAAAAAUGUUCAAGAGGAAAUGGUUCAUUUAAUUACUUUUUAAAAACACUAACUAUUUUUUACUGUUUACUAGUUUAAACUAUUCCGGCAUUUGUUCAAUAUAUGUAGAAGUAUAUAAUUAAUUUAGCAUAU
This is a messenger RNA of Lucilia cuprina (Australian sheep blowfly), 2738 nucleotides long. Its product is annotated as organic cation transporter protein-like. The coding region runs from base 388 to 2349 and encodes 653 amino acids. The transcript has 4 exons. Lineage: Eukaryota; Metazoa; Arthropoda; Insecta; Diptera; Calliphoridae. Gene Ontology annotation, molecular function: transmembrane transporter activity. The record is from RefSeq and is a predicted model, not a curated record. Gene Ontology annotation, biological process: transmembrane transport. Gene Ontology annotation, cellular component: membrane.